Molecule: messenger RNA, 1237 nt
Organism: Ananas comosus (pineapple)
Lineage: Eukaryota; Viridiplantae; Streptophyta; Magnoliopsida; Poales; Bromeliaceae
Product: caffeoyl-CoA O-methyltransferase 5-like
Exons: 5
Coding region: 289-1053 (254 amino acids)
Molecular function (GO): O-methyltransferase activity; S-adenosylmethionine-dependent methyltransferase activity
Source: RefSeq, a predicted model, not a curated record
UUGAUUUUCUUCUAUGCUUUUGUAGGCAUUCGGCAACGAAAGUGCUAUUCUAGAACUCUGACACAGUAGGCCUCGGAAAACCGGUUCUCUUUGUACCCGUUCUACCUCGUUUACGAUGUUCAUACGCUUUGUAUGAACGCUAAGAAUAAUAAUUUUUAUAUAUAUUAUAUAAGAGCAAGAGAAAUAUAGAAAAAAAAAAAAAGAAAAUUAGAGAGAGAGAGGAGGAGGAGGAAGGAGGAGGAGGAGGAGAGAUCAAAAAAAAGGGCGAAGAAGGAGAAGAAGAGGGAAAUGGCGAACGAUGACGACGCCGCCGCCGCCGCCGCCGCGACGGAGACGACGAGGGACGAAGAGUCGCCGACCGACCACAAAACCCUCCUCAAAAGCCACGCUCUCUUUCAGUACAUAUUGAACACAAGUGUGUACCCCCGCGAGGCACCGUGGAUGAAAGAGCUCCGCCGCAUCACAGCGAAGCACCCCUGGGGUGGCAUGGCCUCGACGCCCGAUGAGGUCCAGCUCAUCAGCAUGUUGCUGAAGCUGAUGAAUGCGAAGAAGGCGAUGGAGAUCGGUGUCUUCACCGGCUACUCCCUCCUCGCCACCGCCCUCGCCCUCCCUGAUGAUGGGCAGAUACUGGCAUUGGAUAUCAACCGGCAGAACUACUCGCUGGGCCUUCCGGUGAUUCAGAAGGCUGGAGUGGCCCACAAAAUCGACUUCCGCGAAGGCCCCGCCAUGCCUAUUCUUGACCAACUGGUGUCGAAGGAGGAGAACAAGGGGACAUUUGAUUUUGUGUUUGUGGACGCCGAUAAAGAUAACUACAUUCAUUACCACGAGAGGAUUCUGCAGCUGGUGAGGGUGGGAGGAGUCGUCGCGUACGACAAUACCCUGUGGUGCGGAUCGGUGGCACCUUCGCCAGAGGACGAGCCUCUGCCUCCAGAAGCUCUGGUGUAUACGGAGACCAUGAUAAAUCUUAACAGGGCGCUAGCCGCUGACCCCCGCAUUGAACUAUCCCAGCUUUCGAUCGCGGAUGGGCUUACUCUCUGCCGCCGUCUCUAUUGAUGAUGGUUCUCUUUUUUUUUUCUUUAGAUGGUUGGUUUAAAUUUCGUCUCUCUUAUCUUUAGACGCUUAGUUUUGUGAUUGAACUCUGUUUUAGUGAUGAUGAUGGUAUCUGUGCUUGUCAAUAAUGUCUCUUAUCUAUGCUUUAAGUUGAUUAUAAGAUCAAUGACAUUAUGUCUCUUAUCUA